Messenger RNA from Dicentrarchus labrax (European seabass), 7598 nucleotides. RefSeq names its product tight junction associated protein 1 (peripheral) (gene tjap1). The record is from RefSeq and is a predicted model, not a curated record. Gene Ontology annotation, cellular component: trans-Golgi network. Gene Ontology annotation, biological process: Golgi organization. Lineage: Eukaryota; Metazoa; Chordata; Actinopteri; Moronidae. Bases 611 to 2857 code for a protein of 748 amino acids. The transcript has 11 exons.
ACACACCUUAAACACACCUCCACUCCGCCCGCAGCAUCCCCCAACCGCCGCCUCCAAACAGCCGCAGAGCGCCGGGUCGCGCCAUGGCAUUCUGACCUCGGCGCUCCCGCACUCGGAUAGCGAGCUGGACGUCUCCAGUCUGUCCAGCUUGGAGCUUUGCAUCGCGCCGCCACCGCCGCUCUUCAGUACCCAACGGCCCAACCGCACCAGAACCACAGCGGUGGGCGUCACCACGAGUCCUCGCCACGCGCCAAGGCACGCCAUCAGCCGUGGCAACGAGGGUUUCCUGCCACAUCAAAGCCCAGCAGCAGCAAGGAAACACUCACCCGCCCGCGGCCUCAGAGGGGAUCGUCACACUCGGAGCCACCGUCCGCCGCCCGCCGCCCCUCCAAAGGGCAUCCUGAAGCAGCCCGCCUCGCUGGGGGUGGAGCACGCUUAUGACAUCAUCAGGAAGUCAAAGUCAGUGGAGCUGCUGGAUGACAGCACGGGGCGGAGCAGCUCUGCCCGUCAUCUGCCCACUCGGUCUUUGGACCGGACGGAGCAGCGGGUGCCGGUCUCGCGGCGGUCCUCGGACCCGCCCUCCCCCUGUAGGACCAACUGGAACUGGAAGAUGCAGGUUCUGGAGGAGAAGGUCCGCUUUUCUAACUUCCUGGAUGAGAUCACCUCUCGGGUUAUGAGCCCCGCCCACCUUACGCUGCUUGGCAGGACGUCCUCCACAGAGCAGGGGAGCCCUGCCCCCCGGCGCCACCGCCGCUCCACACCCAGGAAGCAGCAGCGGGCAGAGGGAGCGCCCGCUGUCCGGACUCGCCGCUGGGAUGACUGGGUGUCGUCUGUGCAGCGGCCUGGCAGCUGGUACCAGCCCCUGCAGGAGGACGGGGCAGGACGGGAAACCCUGCAUCACAAGGGUGACAUCCUGGAGAGGGCGGGGCCUAAAGAGGAAGUAAUGGGGGUAAAGAUGGAGACAAAAGAGUCACAGAGACACAAACAAAGACCUGUUUCUAAUCAGUCUCUUCUGGCUCACAUCAAGGAGGCUUUAUCAGACUCUGACAGGAUCAGAAUCCUCCAGCAGCAGAAUGAGGACCUGCAGCGCCGCCUCUCUCUCUCCACCCACAAGAUGGAGGCCAUGGAGGCGGAGUUUGAUGGCAGCCGUCACUACAUGGAGGCGGAGCUCAGCCGGACCAGAGACGACCUGGACAAGAUGAGGGACAAGUUCCGCAGACUCCAGAACAGCUACACGGCGUCUCAGAGAGCCAAUCAGGAUCUGGAGGAGAAGCUUCACGCUCUGGCUGCCGUCAGUCAGACAUGGGUUCAUGCACUACGGAAGGUGGAGAGGGACAAAAAGACAAUGGACCAGGAGAUCGUGGAGCUCACCAACAAACUGCUGGACGCCAAGAACACCAUCGACCGACUGGAGGAGCUCAAUGAGCGUUACAGACAGGACUGUAAUCUCGCCGUCCAGCUGCUCAAAUGCAACAAAUCACAUUUCAGGAACCACAAAUUCGCUGAUCUGCCCUAUGAGCUGCAGGAAAUGCUGAAUAAACACAUGAAGAGCAGCCUUCCUGAGCAAGGCCCCGCCCCCGGAGCUCAGGACCCGGACACGCUCAGUCUGACUCCCGCUGACGUGGUGCCGACCUCCGUCAUCGCCCGUGUCCUGGAGAAACCAGAGCCGCUGGUCCUGAACUCGGCCCAGUCCAGUAGCAGCUGCGGCCGGCCGGUCGCCGAGGACGUCUUCGUUCACGUGGACAUGACGGGCCCGGCCGCGGGGGCCGACGGCCGCGGCCGGGAGAACUGCGGCAGUCAGGAGGCGGCGCAGCAGAACGGUUCCUGCCGCAGUCAGAGCAGUUUGGACGGGCAGUCGGGUGGCGAGGAGGCAGGUGGCGCUCCGUCCUUUGAGAAGCUGAACCCGUACCCGGUCCCGCCGCCCCCCCACCCGCUGUACCCCGGACGCAAAGUCAUCGAGUUCUCGUCCGACGACAAAGUGAAGAUCCCCAAAAACUCCCCGCUGCCCAACUGCACGUACGCCACGCGGCAGGCCAUCUCCCUCAGCCUCGUGCAGAACGACGACGAGAGGCUGGCCCCCGGAAGCCCCGCCCCCUCCUCCUCCUCCGGUGGGGGCGUCCACCAGCGCACACCGCCGUCACACCGCGACGCCACCAGCGAGCCACUGUCCAGCCAGUCGAGCCCGUUCAGCAGCCCGCCGCAGGCUCCCAGCGUCCUGGCGAGCUCCGGCAGCUCUGAGGAGGACCUUCUGGCCAACUGGCAGCGGAUGUUCGUGGAGAAGAUGGCGCCAUCCUGCGACGGCUCCGUGGUCCACCGGACGUCCUUCAGCAGUCAGACGGCUCAGGAGCUGCAGAGGAGGAGGCCGGCACCGGGACCCGGGGCUUCGUCCACCUCCGACCGCCACAGGGCCGCGUACUCGGACGGCGAGGAGGGUUCGUCGGCGCGCAGCUGGACGCCGAGCCGUGGCUCUAGCCUCGACACCGACACCGACACCGAGCCCCGGUCCGGCAGGAGGGGGCGCUACGGUGGCGACGGUUCCACGGAGGAGGGCGAGAGGCUGCUGAUGAACCUGGAGGAUGAUGGUGGCAGCGGGGACACGGCGGUCACCGUGGCGACCAGCCCCGCCGACGCCCGCAGUAAGGAGCUGGAGGAGGAGGAGGGGGAGAGCUCAACCGAGGAGAGAGACGUCCUCCCCCGCGACCUGCCCGUCAUCUCACCCCGCCUCCUGGACUUUGACCCCGCCCUCGCCGCCGUCCCGCAGCGGCCGCAGAAGAGCCCGAAGAGGAUGGGCGUGCACCACCUGCACCGCAAAGACAGCCUGACCCGAGCCCAGGAGCAAGGCACGCUGCUGGACUGACGGUCGCUCGCCCCACACUGUGCUCCCUCAGCCUCCGUCUGUCUCCACGGCAACAGACUCGUCUGCCUCAGAGGUCAGAGGUCACGCCCAUCCAGGAUAUAGCCAUACUCUACCGUAUGCUGCCGAGCUCGCCGCCUGACCUGUGUGUGUGUGUGUGUGUGUGUGUGUGUGUGUGUGUGUGACCGAUCAGUUCUAUUGAUCAGCUGAUAAUCAAUGAAGCAGCUGAUCAGUUGGUCUUAUAAAACAGUAUUUUAAAGGUAAACUAAAAUUAAAGUUACUUUUCUUUAAAGUAAUCUGAUUACAUCAGACUUCAAUCAGCUGAUUAAACUACAAUACAUUGAUUAUUGGAAAUUCUGAAUAAUCAGUAUUAGCCCCAUAUCGGUGUGUGUGUGUGUGUGUGUGUGUGUGUGUGUGUGUGUGUGUGUGUGUGUGUGUGUGUGUGCAAAAAAAAAAAAAAAACAACUAAAAUCUUUACGGACGUCUUUGCCUUGUUUCCUGACCGGGAGCUUUUAUUUUGAAGAGAACAGAUGAGACACACACACACUGUCAGUGCCUGUCUCUCUCUCUGCCUGUCUCUCUCUCUCUCUCUCUGUCUGCCUGUGUCUCUCUCUGUCUCCCUGUCUCUCUCUCUGUCUCUCUCUCUCUCUGUCUGCCUGUCUCUCUCUCUGUCUCCCUGUCUCUCUCUCUGUCUCUCUCUCUCUCUGUCUGCCUGUCUCUCUCUCUGUCUCCCUGUCUCUCUCUCUGUCUCUCUCUCUCUCUGUCUGUCUGUCUCUCUGAGGUUGCGAGUACGACGCCGGGCUACGAAGGUCAGACUUUUAUUUUCUCGUCUCUACUAAUCAUUGAUUUCCUGUCAUGCUGUGUUUAUUAUUUAGUCACCUGAUUGGUUUGUUGGUUUCGUCUGAGGUUUGACCUUUAACCCUGACUGACCUCUGCCCCCCCCCCACUCUGACUGUACCUGCAGGGGGGCGGAGCUUCUCCCAUCACGUUGUUGUUUUGUGGUUUAUCACCUUUUUUGUUGUGAUCUGAUUAUUAAGAGAUUAUUUUUGUUUGGAUUUGAUUUGUUGUUUAUUUGAUGACUGUCAUGUAGACAUGGUUCUACGGAGGCCUGUUAGUGCCAGAAACUGAUGAUUUAAAUCAGUAAUCAUUUAUCAAUAAUAUAAAUAAAUAUUGGAGACAAACUAAAAUCUAACAAAAUGUUUAAAUGGUUUGAAGGUAACCAUUACUGAUUGAUUGAUUGAUUGAUUGAUUGAUUACUGAUUGAUUACCACCAGCUAAAAGCAAGCUGUUUGUCAACAUAUUGAUUGAUUAGAUUUCAGUAUAAAAAUACUAAUAAAUUGAUUUUGAUUUGUUUUAGCAUUUAUUUUAUGUUAGUUUUUCUUUAGUGAAAAAAAUUAUUUACUUUAAACAGUUUUAAAUAAACAUUAUAUCAGGAUAUAAAGUUAAAACAAAUUGUACAUGCUUGAUUCCAAGAUUGAAGUUGUAUUGAUUAUUGAUCCAGACCUGAUAAUCUCAUUAGAAAUAUUAAUAAUGUGUUUACUGGCCCUCCCGAGCCUCCGUACUUUAGCUGUAACCUUGUUUUUCUCCUCUGAGGUCACUGGUUGAAUGUUGGCUCGCUGAUUGUGACUCUCACCAAGGACCAAUGAUCACUGAUUGAUUGAUUGAUUGAUUGAUUGAUUGAUUGAUUGAUUGAAGACCUAAACAGUUUUGUUUGAGACUUUUCAACCUCCAUGUUUUCACAGGAAGUGAUCGAGUAUUGAUCAGCUCUGAACUUAAUGAUUUUAAAGUACUGAAAAGUGUCCAUGUUUGAAGUCUGAUCGAUGUGUUGGUAUUGAUCUGUUUUCUGUAUUAAUCACCAAUUAAUGAUCUUCUCUGAACAGUAUUGAUCUUGUUUAUGAAGUUAAACACGACGCACACAGUCUCUCCUGGUGCAUUAUGGGAUGUGUACGCUGUCAGAGUGCAUGAUGGGACACAGACAGACGUUAUUGAUCUAGCGCAUUACAGCAGAACAGGUAGAACCUGCAGAUGUUCUGGAGCUUUUUACUGGCUCACAUGGUCUUCUUCAGAGUGAUAAACAAUAAAACAAAGAACUGAGAAAUACACAAGAAGUAUGACCUGCUCAGAUUUCAGGGUUAGCCUAGCUUAGCAUAAAGUCUGGAAACACUGGAACACUGGCGGCAGCGUUGGUGGUAGCGUUGGUGGUAGCAGUGUUGGCAGCGUUGGUGGUAGCGUUGGUGGCAGCGUUGGUGGCAGCGUUGGUGGCAGCGUUGUUGGGAGCGUUGGUGGCAGCGUUGUUGGGAGCGUUGGCGGCAGCGAUGGUGGCAGGAUUGGGAGCAGCGUUGGUGGCAGGUUGGCGGCAGCGUUGGUGGCAGCGUUGGUGGCAGCGUUGGCGGCAGCGUUGGUGGCAGCGUUGGUGGCAGCGUUGGUAGCAGAGUUGGUGGUAGUGUUGGCGGCAGAGUUGGCAGCGUUGGUGGCAGGUUGGCGGCAGCGUUGGUGGCAGCGUUGGUGGCAGGUUGGCGGCAGCGUUGGUAGCAGCGUUGGUAGCAGAGUUGGUGGUAGCGUUGGCGGCAGCGUUGGCAGCGUUGGUAGCAGCGUUGGUAGCGUUGGCUGAAUAAAAGACUUUAAAAAGACAGGAAGUGAAAUAAAAAUGUAUAAAUGCAGAAAUAUAAAGGUUUUCUACGGUGGCCCACAGGGGCAAAUAUAAUAAUACUACACUGUAAAAAACUCAAGGCAGCUGUCUUCAUUAAGUCUUAUUGUUGUUAUAUAAUGGUUAAAAUCCUUCAACAGUAAAUUAAAAAGCUAAUUACCUCAACAAAAAAUAAUAAUCGGCAAAAACUUUUUUAGUUUAUUAAAAAAAAUUAAAUUUCCAUGAAAUUAUCUUUAUUUUUUUUUACAGUGUUUAUUAUUUAUAAUUAUUAAAUAUUCUCUCUGAUAAUUUCACCACUGUUCACUCUUUUAAUAGAAAUGUUUUGUCCUUGUGGGCCACCGUACUCUGUCCUCCAUUGUUCUGACAGUCGUUCUGUGUCCCAGCAUGCAUCAGGAGGUCUGUGUGCACUGAAUACUCUUCGUACAGUCUGAAGGUUUAACUAAAACUUUUUAUUUUUCUGUAUUUCUUAUUUUGUCACAUGGGUUGCGUUCAUGUCCAGUGGGAGUUUCCAGUUUCUGACUUGUUAACAGCUUCAGUAAAUCCGACUUCCAUUUUUAGACUAAAUAUUAUUUUAAAUGUUUGCUAACGCUAACGCUAACUCACCGUAUUAUUAACGUUCAGAAUGUGUGUUUAAAUAUUAAAUGGAGUACAUACUAAAGGUUAAAGGUUAUUGAUCCGGAUUUACUGGAUAAAAUGUUUCAUUAUUAAUUCACAUUAUUUUUAACUCAAGUCAUCAAAUUAGUUUUUACAUGACGUUUUUCCGACAUGCCAUGAACGCAGCAUUAGCAGGCACUUAGAAUUUAUACUCAAAGCUAAUCGAAGCUAAUAGAAGCUAAUAAAAGCUUCUACUAGCCUCAUUAGCUUCUACUAGCCUCAUUAGCUAGCAUCCUAAAGAGAGUUUGUCACUAACUGAUUUUCUCUUCUGCAUCAGGACACUCAGUUAUUCUGAUAUUGUGUCCGAGUAUCGAGGUUUGUUGCUAACGAUGUCGUUAAAUUAAAACUGUUGAACUGAUUCACCUCAAACAUUAAAUUAUAUAUUUAUAUUAUAUAAUAUUUAUAUGAUAUAUAAUGUAUACGGGUCUGAAACAUGCUAGCUCUGCUGUUAACAACUGAAACAAGUUACUAACCCGUGAAAGCUAAUUAAAGCUCAUGUAUCAUUAUACUGCUAAUGCUAGUAGCUGUUAGCGAGUGAGCUAAUGUUGUUUAUGAUGGAAAAUGGUUUCCUACGAUGAGUUAGCUAACAUGCUAACAUUCGUAGCAUCGGUUAGCUGCCAUACGGCACACAGCUAGCUAAAGUAGCUCACUAGCUAAAAAAGGAAAAGAUGAGAUGUUACCAUGGUUACCAAAAACAAGUCAUAAAAUUAUAGUAACCUCAGCUAGCAGGUUAGCGAAGUUUAGCUCAACCUUGGUAACCCCUGACCGUGACCCCCUGACCCUAACCCGUGACCCCUGACCCUAACCCGUGACCCCCUGACCCUAACCCGUGACCCCUGACCCUAGCUGUAAUGAAAGAAGCUAAAGUUGUUAAUGUUCUGAUUCAGUAGAGAAACCAGGAAGUGACACAUCUGAACUAGCUUUUGGUUAGCCUCCAAUGCUAAUGCUAACACUGUGUUAGCCUGUGUGCUAAUGCUAACACUGUGUUAGCCUGUGUAAUCAGAUUUGUUAGAAACUGAACAGUGCUGGUUAGCUGGUUAGCUAACGUGUUUCUGGACCUCCAACAUGGCCGCCGGGGACUACCGGGUCCUUCAUUCAGGACGUGGACUCACCUGAGGACAAAUUAAUGUUUGUAAGAACCGGAGCGGAACCGGAACCGGAGGAGGAACUGAGGACCGACUGAUUGUAGCCCCGCCCCCUCCUCGCGGUCCGCCCACAGGUGCUGUCACUCACUCAGCUCAUUGACCUCUGACCCCAGCUGUGGUGCUUUCAGGGUCACCUGAACUGUCUCUGGUUCCUCUGAUUGUUUGUUUCACUUCCUGUUCGGAGAUAAAACUACAAAAAGGAUAAAAAAACUACAGACUGUUAAACUCUACUAACGAUUUUAUUUUCUGAAUUUGUAAACGAUGUAUAUUUUAAAACAAAUAAAAUAUUUUAAACGUA